CCAAGGUGGGAGGAUCAGUUGAGGUCAGGAGUUCGAGACCAGCCUGGCCAACAUGGCGAAACCCCGUCUCUAUUAAAAAUACAAAAAUUAGCUGAGUGUAGUGUUGCAUGCCUGUAGUCUCAGCUCCUUGGGAGGCUGAGGUGGGAGAAUCACUUGAACCUGGGAGGCGGAGGUUACAGGGAGCUGAGAUCGCACCACUGCACUCCAGCUUGGGUGACAGAGCAAGACUCCAUCUCAAAAAAAAAAAAAAAAAAAAAUAGGCUUUUGCAGACGCUGCCGCCGCCAGGAGCCCUGUAGUAUCAGCCAUGGUCAAUCCCACGGUGUUCUUCAACAUUGCCGUCAAUGGUGAGCCCUUGGGCUGCGUCUCCUUUGAGCUGUUUGCAGACAAGGUUCCAAAGACAGCAGAAAACCUUCGUGUUCUGGGCACGGGAGAGAAAGGAUUUGGUUGUAAGGGCUCCUGCUUUCACAGAAUUAUUCCAGGGCUUAUGUGUCAGGGUGGUGACUUCACACGCCAUAAUGGCACUGGUGGCAAGUCCAUCUAUGGGGAGAAAUUUGAUGAUGAGAAGUUCAUCCUAAAGCAUACAGGUCCUGGCAUCUUGUCCGUGGCAAAUGCUGGACCCAACACAAACGGUUCCCAGUUUUUCAUCUGCACUGCCAAGAGUGAGUGGUUGGAUGGCAAGCAUGUGGUCUUUGGCAAGAUGAAAGAAGGCAUAAAUAUUGUGGAGGCCACGGGGCGCUUUGGGUCCAGGAAUGGCAAGACCAGCAAGAAAAUCACCAUUGCUGACUGUGAACAACUUGAAUAAGUUUGACUUGUGUUUUAUCUUAACCACCAGACCUUUCCUUUUGUAGUUCAGGAAAGCACCCUCCACCCCAUUUGCUCGCAGUAUCCUAGAAUCUUUGUGCUCUUGCUGCAGUUCCCUUUGGGUUCCAUGUUUUCCUUGUUCCCUAUGCCAGCUGAAUUGAAGAGUUGAGUUAAGUUUAUGAUUAUGAAAUUAAAACUAAAUAACUAUAAAAAGUUAGCCCCAU
Messenger RNA from Pongo pygmaeus (Bornean orangutan), 1026 nucleotides. RefSeq names its product peptidyl-prolyl cis-trans isomerase A-like. The record is from RefSeq and is a predicted model, not a curated record. Bases 306 to 803 code for a protein of 165 amino acids. Gene Ontology annotation, cellular component: cytoplasm. The transcript has a single exon. NCBI's taxonomy places the organism in Eukaryota, Metazoa, Chordata, Mammalia, Primates, Hominidae. Gene Ontology annotation, biological process: protein peptidyl-prolyl isomerization; protein folding. Gene Ontology annotation, molecular function: peptidyl-prolyl cis-trans isomerase activity; cyclosporin A binding.